AUGGAUACCAUCUUGGUUUUCAGCCUGAUCAUCACAUCCUAUGAUGCUACCAAAAAAGAACUCAGGGAUAGCAGCUGCCAAGUGGGACCACUGCCCGAUCUCUUCCCAAAGGAUGUGAGAAGCAUCAGAGCUGAGCUAACUCGAGAAGCUCAGGCAGAAGCCAAAAGGCCCACAUUCAUCCAAAACCAGACUGUGGCUACCUUGCAGUGUCUUGGUUCUGGGAGCAAAGUGAAAGUUAACCUUGUACAUUCAGGAAAAAGGCAAAAGGUCAAGCACAUUCUGAAGAACCUGAGAGUCAUGACUGUUCCCUGCAGAAACAGCACGGCCCCCCCAAGCUGCUACCUAACUCCUGCAUCCAAGGUUCAGGCUGGAUUCCUUGUGAUGGGCAAAGCUUUUUUACCAGGGGUCUCUCAGUGUAAGGUCUAUCCAGUGAUGGGGGCUUCAUCAGAAACUUAUCCCUCCACUAGUACCUCCAUAACUCCUGGAAAAAAAGGAGAGAAAACUACAAAGAUUGAUGACACAGAUGAGAACCUGGAGAGGAGGAGGAAAUGGAGCAUCGUGGUCAAAGUUCUGAUUGCAGUCACCUUGUUUGUCAGUGGAAUCGCCAUCACCGUGUUCGUCAUUUUUGAGGUCCCAUUCCCUAGUGGAUGCCAACGAGUCAGAAAGCUAUGCCAGUGCCAGCGGUUGUGGAGAAGGCCAAGGAAGGAAGACCAGCAAUCUGGGACAGCUGAAUCCCAGCCUGACUCUCAGCCCAAAAAGGAAAGUGUUGAACAAGAUGCUCCCAGUUCAUCAAGUCCCAAGAAAGCUGUAGAGAUCACCGUGGUUCGCCAGACAUACUUCUGAAAAGUUCUGCUCUGCCUCACAUGUUGGAAGAAGGAUAGUACACUGUCUUCUCCCUACUAUUAAUCAAUACGGGCAGAUUCUUGCUAAUUUUACCCUCCUAUCUUCAGCGGGAACAUUACGAUCAGACAGCAAUGCCAGAUCAGUGAGGAGAAAGCCCGGACUUAUAGUCAGAGUUACUCUAAUGUAUUUUCUACUGACUCAGCCACAAGCCUUUGAAAUUCACUUGGAACUCAAACGAAAAAUGGGUAUUUUUUCAUCUCAUCAAAUGAAAACAAAAGGUCUUCCC
This is a messenger RNA of Odocoileus virginianus texanus, 1129 nucleotides long. RefSeq names its product chromosome 17 C17orf78 homolog (gene C17H17orf78). Lineage: Eukaryota; Metazoa; Chordata; Mammalia; Artiodactyla; Cervidae. The record is from RefSeq and is a predicted model, not a curated record.